AUGGCGGAGGUCCACGUGAUUCCCAGCAAGCGGCGAGCGACUCACAGUGAAGCUGUAGACACUGCCGCAGCAUCCGAUGCAAGUGGUGCCAAGAAACGCAGGGCAUUUCUCCAGACUAUGGGCCAGCAGUUGAGAGAGUUUGGGGCAGAAGGAACAAGUCCACAAGACGACAAUCGCAGCACGUUCAGGACGAGCCCAGCGAACAACGCUGGACCGCCGUCUAUCAUUGAAAACGCCACCGGAGUUCACUCAUCAGGUCGGCCUGUUGACACACCAGAGAGUGAUGCUGCGCCGGGCGAAGAUCAGCUACCCGCGGGCGCGUCCAAGAGUGCAUCCAGGUGGCUUUGGCAACAAGGCGAAGUAAUUGCUCCCACACCGGAAACUAUUGUACCGCCCAUCGUCUUUGAAGAUUUUCUCGAAUGGAGCCAAGCGUAUUUCGACCAUUGGCAUCCCGCAUUUCCCUUCUUGCACGCUCCUUCACUACUGGACUACUUUCGCCAAAUUGUACAACGAGGUCCACGUGUUGCAACGCUGUCAACAGCAAAUGAGCUGCAGCACAUCAUACUUCGCUCAGUCAUGUCGAUGUCGAUAUGUGAUCGGCGGCAAAUUGAUGCCGCGAGGAAGGCCGUACCGACCAAUCUUGUAUUUCAUUCAAUCAACGAUGCUAUCCGGAGUACACAGCUAAUUUUGACCGAAGAAACUUCGCUGAGAAAACGACUCUUUUGGUCUGUACUGUGUAUAGAUCGACAUAUUUGUAUCCGACUGGGGACUCCACUUGGUAUACGGUCCGACGAGGCCAACGUAUGCUAUCCACAUACCGAACGGCACCAUGAUCGCGAGCACAGAGAUGGUAAUGAACGAGACGAUCGGCUAGAUCUGUUGGAAUUCUUAGCUCAGCAUGCUGACAUUCGCGGAUCUAUCAUGCAAACACGACACCAAACCUUUUUACAUGGUAGUACAAACGAGACAGAAGAGGCUCUAGAAAGGGAAGCAGAGCACACCAGAUGGUGGAAUAUGGUCGACGAGUAUCUCUCCAAUGACGAGCAAGUGCAGAACAUAUCAAAAGCCCACCAGGUUACUCUGAUCGUUCUUCGCUUCGAGUCUAUUCUAGCACUACACCGCUCCGUAUUAGCAGUCUCUAAAAAGGAUGCAGCUUAUAACGUAGCAUUACAAAGAUGCAUAUCCGCUUCGCGCUCCAUCAUCAACACUCUGCACAAGGCUCUCCGGGGAUUCGGUGCAUUCGAUGGCUCCCCUGGCCAACACGGCUACGAACGAACCCCGUUGCUUUGGCCUUCUUUCACAUGGGCUGUAUGGAUGAGCACGUUUGUAAUUCUUUCUGCUGCCUCGGAAGGUCAGGUCACUCGAGACAUUGCAAUACGACUUUCUGAUCGAAGCAUACAAAUUCUCAAGCACCUGGCAUUGAGGGGCACAAAAUGGCCAGAUGCUUGUAUAGUUGCAAUUCAAAAUAUCACAGCACGACUAAGCAAGCCGUCAACUCGGAGCUCUACUGUUGUGCCUGGAGCUGCCCCGGUAAAUGACAGCCGACUAGUUGGCGAAACUUCCUCAUUACUUGCUGCCAACAACCCGGCAUAUGACUACCUUGCCGACCCCGGUAACUUCCUUGGGAUAGCACAUCAGGACUCAGAUAACCCAUUGCCAAACGAACAAAUCAUGCAUCUGUUCAAUGGAGAAGACAUGAAUUAUUGGUGGGACAGAGAUUUCGGUCAUUCAGGAAAUAUGACAUAUCACAAUGGCAGUUUUCGGUGA
This is a messenger RNA of Bipolaris oryzae ATCC 44560, 1767 nucleotides long. RefSeq lists its product as uncharacterized. The coding region runs from base 1 to 1767 and encodes 588 amino acids. Gene Ontology annotation, biological process: DNA-templated transcription. Gene Ontology annotation, molecular function: zinc ion binding; DNA binding. The transcript is spliced from 4 exons. The record is from RefSeq and is a predicted model, not a curated record. Lineage: Eukaryota; Fungi; Ascomycota; Dothideomycetes; Pleosporales; Pleosporaceae.